AGGCUCCGUCAUUGAGCUGCAGGGAAGUGUUCGUUUCUGUCAAGUCCCAUAAGUCCAUGAAAUAAAGAAACACACGCGCGUACGAAUUACAGGAAACAUGGGUGUCGGAGAGAGCAGGACAAGAAAGGUCUCUUACGGUGUCGACGACGAGGACAGAGUCAGAAUUCUGCGCGGUAUCAAGCUGUCUGAAGAUGUCCUUCAGAGGAUGAGGGGAGACGCGAACGUUCCUCCUGGACGUUCCUCUCUGUCAGCCAGCCCUCAGGUGGACCUGGGCUCCUCUAACACCUCGCACUCCAAACCGAAGACACCCGACCCAAAGUCUAGCAGUAAAUCUGAGUCUAAAGGAGAACAGAGGAGGAAUGAGUGGCAGCAGAACACCUUGAAUGAGGAGCUGGAUAAAAAAGCUGAGAAAGAGAAGCAGCAGAUGAGAGAAGAGAUGAUGAAGGACAUACGCAGGAGAAAACAGCACGAGCGUGAAGAAGCUGAGAAGACCAAAGCACUGGCUCAGCAGCUUCAGAAGAAAGAUGUGCAGCUCAGAGCAAUGGACGCCUUCUACAAGGAGCAGCUGGCAAAACUGGAAAAGAAGAAUUUGUCCCGAUAUGAACAGAGUAAAGAGGAAUUCCAUGAAGCUGCCUCCAAGGCUGAGGCCAACGUGAGCGUCUGCAACACUACUCCAGUGUGUGUUGGCCUACAAGCCCAGAUCUUAUCCUGCUAUAAGGAGAACAGCCAUCAGACGCUGAGAUGUUCAGACCUGGCCAAAGAGUAUAUGCGGUGUAUCGAUAAUGCCAAAAAGACCCUGCUGGCCAACCACGGAUGAAGAGGAGGCGGAAAAGUGUGCAGGCUUUUAAGUGCGCCACCUGCUGCUUUUUUUUUUUUUAAGUCAAGCAUGUAACGUUCAUUUAAAAGGCUGCUGUAUUUUGUUUUUAUUUUUUCAACCAAU
This is a messenger RNA of Synchiropus splendidus (mandarinfish), 940 nucleotides long. RefSeq names its product MICOS complex subunit mic25a-like. The record is from RefSeq and is a predicted model, not a curated record. The transcript has 8 exons. Lineage: Eukaryota; Metazoa; Chordata; Actinopteri; Syngnathiformes; Callionymidae. The coding region runs from base 98 to 817 and encodes 239 amino acids. Gene Ontology annotation, cellular component: mitochondrion; MICOS complex.